UCCCCCACAUAUGGUUGGUCAGAAUAAACUGACCAAUAGUAUCAGCUCGUUGUGAACUCUUACUAUUGCCGCUAAAAGCGAACUCCUGUUAGAUAAUAAGGUGCCUCGUUACGGUUCAGUGCUUACUAUUUGUCAUGGUUAGCGCUUUCAAUUCGCGGUCACUGGUGAGUGGCGUAGGUUUUUGAAGAUCCACGAACGUUCGAAUGAAUUAACGUUAUUUACGGUCGGUUUCUAAGCCAGUGGAACUAUCUCGCUGGAAUUCGUAAUCUACCCUGCAUGUCCAGCAAGCAACUGUCCUGAAUGUUAGUGGCAUCACCAGAUUAAAAAAUGGGGAUCCAGGGGCUGUUGCAGUUCCUCAAAGAUGCCUCGGAGCCCAUCAGUGUGAGGAAGUACAAGGGACAGACAGUGGCCGUAGACACAUAUUGCUGGCUUCAUAAAGGGGCAUUUUCUUGUGCAGAGAAACUUGCCAAAGGGGAGCCAACUGACCAGUAUGUUACAUACUGCAUGAAAUUUGUGGACAUGCUGUUGUCUUUUGGUGUGAAGCCCAUCUUGGUGUUUGAUGGCUGCAAUCUGCCUUCAAAACAGGAGGUGGACAAAGCUCGCGGAGAGCGUCGUCAGGCAAAUCUGCAGAAAGGUAAGCAGCUCCUACGUGAGGGAAAGAUUUCAGAGGCCAGAGACUGCUUUACUCGCUGUGUUAACGUCACCCCUUCCAUGGCCCAUGAUGUCAUCAAGGCUGCAAGGACCAGAGGAGUGGACUGUGUGGUGGCCCCGUAUGAAGCUGAUGCCCAGCUGGCCUUCCUUAACAAGGCUGGCAUUGCACAGGCUAUCAUCACUGAAGACUCAGACUUAUUGGCGUUUGGCUGCAAAAAAGUGAUCCUAAAGAUGGACAAACAGGGGAACGGUCUAGAGAUUGACCAGAACCACCUGGGGCGGUGCCGCUCUCUGGGUGACGUCUUCACGGAAGAGAAGUUCCGCCACAUGUGUAUUCUCUCUGGCUGUGACUAUCUGUCCUCACUCUAUGGGAUUGGCUUGGGCAAAGCCUGUAAACUGCUGAGGAUGGCAAACAACCCAGACAUCAUUAAGGUGAUAAGGAAGAUGGGCCAGUACCUGAAGAUGAAUGUGGUUGUGCCAGACGAGUACAUUGACGGCUUUGUUAAGGCCAAUAACACCUUCCUCUACCAGCUGGUGUUUGACCCCAUCAAGAGAAAGGUGGUGCCUCUCAACCCCUAUCCAGAGCACAUGGACCCUGCCACCCUCAGCUACGCUGGCCGUAAUUUAGGAGAUUGCAAAGGUUUACAGGUGGCCCUGGGUAACCUGGAUAUAAACACCAUGGAGAGGAUUGAUGACUUCAACCCAGAUGCUACAAAUGUCAAGCCAGUGAAACCACGCAGUCGUGACUGGAAUGACAGCCAGGAGACUCGGGCCUCCACACACCCUAGCAUCUGGAGCAGAGGUUACAUACCAGGCACCUUCUCUGCCUCCCAGCCUGUGGGCUCUCCACAGAGGCCUCCUUCAACCAGGGGGAAGGAGAGGCUCAUCAGUAUGCAGGGGCUGAGGCUUCCUCACAAGAACACACAGGUUAUUAAGAGACCCAGAGAAGACUCUGGUGUUUCAGACCAGGAUGUGCUGCAGCAGUACUCUCCCUCCGGUCAGAAGCGGUCCAGAGGGGAGGAGGACCCUGGACCCACAGAGAGCCAUCACAUCUCCACAUGCCCCCAGCCCAGUGCCACUGCUGCCGCUACCCAUCCCAGACCACGCAACCGCUUCGCCACCCUGCUACAGAGGAGAAACCAGGAAGGAGGUGGAGAUGGGCAGGAAAUGCAAAGCAGGUUCUUCUGUAGUGGCAGCAGCUCCAGUGAGGUGGCCAGCCAGAAUCCGGAGUCUUUUGUCAAAGGGGAGGUGUCUCAGGAUGAGGUCACACAGGACCCCAGGGAGGACUAUUGUAUCGGGGGAAAUGCUGAUACAGAGGAAAAUAACUCUGUUGACCCUCAUAGCCCACCCCCCUCCCCUCUGUCUGCCAGUCAAGGGUUAGGGGUGUUCCGCUGGUCAGGCAGCUCCUCAGAGAGAUCCAGGACCCCGACACCCACAUCCGGCCUCUCGGCACUGCAGCAGUUCCAACGCAAGAAGGAAAGCUUCUCCUGGAGCCAGGAAGGCCAGAGAACUCAGAUGACCCCCGGAGCCCCAUCCCCUAUUCUGGGCAAAGAAGACAAGGAUUCACCACCAAACUCUCCACCGUCUCAGGACAGUGCCUACUUCUCUCAGCAUUACCACACUUCCUGCAAUGUUGUGGAAGUGUCCCCACCCACUCGGCUGGAGGAUGCCACCAGGCCUAAAAUUUACUCUAAGGAUUCAGACUCUGUCAAAAGCCCCAGUUCCUCUCCAACAGCAGAUGAAAAGAAAUCCAGCACAAUGAGACCGAAGGUGGCAGGUCUCCCGCGGAUGAAACCCGGUGACCAAGGAAAAGGGAAGAAGAUCCGACCCUCUGCCCCUGCCAGGGCCAGUGGCCUCCGUAAAAAGCCUGCAGGCCCUGGAAAGAAAGUCACCACCAACAAUGAGAACAACCCUGGCCUCCAGGCCACAAUCAGUGGACUCUGGAAAAACUUUGGUUUUAAGAAAGAAAAUCCAAAGAUAAACCCCUGUAAGAAAGGAGAGCCCAUGUCACCAGUGAAGGACAACGUGCUAGCCCUCACACCUGAAACGGACAAGGAUAUUUACUUAAUCUCCAGUGUUCAGAAAACCAUAUGCCUCUGAUGCCGAGUUUUAUAAGCCUUCGCUUUACAACAUACUGUGUAUGUUAAUACGUAGUGCAUUUUUAUGGACUAGAUGUAAUUGAUUUCAGUUUAAAUAAAUGCAACUUUCUUAAA
Messenger RNA from Oncorhynchus mykiss (rainbow trout), 2864 nucleotides. It is a transcript of the gene exo1, whose product is annotated as exonuclease 1. Gene Ontology annotation, molecular function: 5'-flap endonuclease activity; DNA binding; metal ion binding. Gene Ontology annotation, biological process: DNA recombination; mismatch repair. The record is from RefSeq and is a predicted model, not a curated record. Lineage: Eukaryota; Metazoa; Chordata; Actinopteri; Salmoniformes; Salmonidae. Gene Ontology annotation, cellular component: nucleus.